CCGGCCACUCCCUCUCCGGCCCAAACAGUUGUUUACAACGGAAUCCGGACGCUGGGCGUGCGUGGCCCCGAGUGCUGGAGAAAGGGUUUCUCGCCGGCGUUGGACAGAGCUCCUUGCUGUUGCUGAAAGACCCUUUCUCCUGGGGAGACUUGAGAGCAGUUUGGGCUCGGCGUGAGGCUCAGAUAGUGUUCACGGAAAGUGCAUGAACUUAAUUGAGAAUGUCUGAAAACCUUGACAAGUCCAAUAUAAAUGAAGCAGGAAAAUCAAAGUCAAGUGAUUCUGAGCGAGGCCUUGAAGAUGCUGUGGAAGGUUCUGAUGAAGCUUUACAGGAAACAAUAAAGUCGGGCUCUCCAAGCACCCAAAGAGUGCAAAGACCUCACUCUAGUCCUCCUCGAUUCGUGACAGUAGAAGAACUUCUAGAGACAGCGAAAGGAGUCACUAACAUGGCCCUAGCCCAUGAGAUUGUUAUAAAUGGAGACUUUCAGAUUAAACCAGUUGAAUUACCAGAAGACAGCUUGGAGAAGAGAGUAAAGGAUAUUGUCCAUAAAGCUUUUUGGGAUUGCUUGAGUGUCCAGCUAAGUGAAGUCCCCCCGACGUAUGACCGGGCCAUCAAGCUUGUUGGUGAGAUCAAAGAGACCCUCCUGUCUUUCUUGCUGCCUGGUCACACUAGACUGAGAAACCAGAUAACAGAAGUCUUGGAUCUGGAUCUGAUAAAGCAGGAGGCAGAGAAUGGGGCCCUGGACAUUUCUAAGCUGGCAGAAUUCAUUAUUGGCAUGAUGGGGACGCUGUGUGCACCUGUGCGCGAUGAGGAGGUGAAGAGACUGAAGGACGUUAAGGAAAUAGUGCCCCUUUUCAGGGCAAUUUUUUCAGUGUUGGACCUAAUGAAAGUGGACAUGGCGAACUUUGCUGUCAGUAGCAUUAGGCCACAUCUCAUGCAGCAAUCAGUUGAAUAUGAAAGGAAGCAGUUUCAGGAGUUCUUGGAGAAGCAGCCAAAUUCCCUGGACUUUGUCACCCAGUGGCUGCAAGAAGCCACAGAUGACCUUAUGAAUCAGAAGUAUAAAAAUGCCCUGCCGGCUGCGGGAGGGGCCGCUGGCUCUGGGGACGGUCCCCGGCUAGAUCCCAUGGCUGUCCAGAAUUACGCGUACCUGAAGCUUCUGAAGUGGGACCACCUCCACCGACCUUUCCCUGAAACAGUUUUGAUGGACCAUUCUCGCUUCCAAGAGUUCCAGCUCCAGCUGGAGCAGCUGACCGUCCUGGGGGCCGUGUUGCUGAUCACGUUCAGCAUGGCAGCCCCAGGGAUCGCCAGCCGGGCUGACUUCGCCGAGAAACUCAAGAUGAUUGUGAAGAUUCUGCUCACAGACACACAUCUGCCCUCCUUCCACCUGGAGGACGCCCUGACUGCCGUCGGGGAGAAGGUCUGCCUGGAGGUGAGCAGCUGCCUUUCCCUGUGUGGCCUCAGCCCCCUCACCACGGACAAGGAGGCCGUGCUCAAGGGUCAGAUCCAGGCCGUGGCCAGCCCCGACAACCCCAUCCGCAGGAUCGUGGAUUCCCGAAUCCUGACCUUCUUAGACACCUACCUUGCCUCAAGUCAUCAGAAGCCAUCGCCCAUAGCCCCUGGGGGAUUGGGUCCGAUUCAAAAAGAGCUAGAGGCAGUUGCCGUUAAGUUUGUGCGCCUGGUCAACUAUAACAAGAUGGUAUUCAGUCCCUACUACGACGCAAUCCUCAGUAAGAUCCUCGCCAGAUCCUAACACAUAUGGUCCCUGUAGCGGCAGUAUUACUAGCUCGACCUGUUCUCAGCUGUAAUGUGGCUUUUUGGAAAAUGGCUAUUUAGUACUUUUCUGUUUAAUAGCACUGAUUCCAAAAGGAAGAAUAUUGUGUAUCAAUGUUGAGAAGACCUGUUGGAAAAUGCACUGAAUUCUCUUUUGGGGUUUGUAUUUAUGAGUGCAAGUUUACACAUCAGAGAAGCUGUUUGUUGUCCUGAGUUUCACAGGUGGCACUCAGCUUCUAGGAGGACUGUCCUGUGUCUCCACCCCAGUGUAUCAUGGUGGUAGCUGCCUGUCUCUGCCUGGAGCCUGGGACCACUCUCCUGCCAUCUGGGUUGUUUUCCUUUCAGACCCCCGAGAGUAUCUGACAGCCACCCCAGAGUGAAAGCAGCCAAGCCAUGAUGCGUUCAGACCCGCCCCUCCUCCCUUCAGGUAUUUUAUGUUAGAAGAACUUUAUAAAUCUUACUGCCUCCUGUCUGCCCCCCGCCACCCCCAAUUAUUUACUGCUUUCUCCCCUCCUGGCCUGGCCAGAGCCCUAGAAUCCUUUCAUUCUAGAGGAGUUAUUAAUAUUUGAUUUCAAAAAGCUUCUUCUUUUAUACAAAAUUAAUUCUGAAACCUGAAUGAUAGUGUUUAUGGGAUGUAGAGAAAGGAAAAUUCUUUGAUUUUUAUGUCUUGAAAGUUGAGGAUUUUUUUUUUUAUGUUAGUGUAAUGUAAAAGAAGACAGAUAUCGCAAGUUUUUACUGAAAAGUUCACUCUGAUACAACCUUGAUGUAUUGACUGAAUUCGAAUUCCAGAAUUGAAUUUAACUGUUUUCAGAUAAAAUAGCAUAAGCUCACUUACUUCUCAGGUAAUGAAGUUAUAGGAAAUCUCUGGUUUUUGAGCAGUAUUUAUCUAGGAACUUGAGUGACCAGAGUUUCUGACAUAUCCUGUGGCUGAAAGGGUAGGUUGGGGUCUCAUAGAUGACUGUUCUAUUAAAAAAUAAAUGUGUAUCUUAGAUAGGGACGUUAUGUUAGAAACGGAACUGUGAAGUCAUUGGGGUGAUCUCCAGCUGCCAGAACCACAAGGGGUGGCGUCAUGCGAGGAACCCCUUCAUUCAAGCCCAUAAGGGCAAAGGUGGAGCUGGGGACAGGGUUGGGGAAACAUCCACUCUCUGGACCAUCUAGUGAUACAAGGUUCCAGAGGAGCUACUGGUUAUACUGGGAGGGAUGUGAUUUCUCCAUAUAUUUGCUUCAGACUGCACUCUAAUAUUUUUACUUGUAGUCAGAAAUGUAUGCUGGGUUCCAUGGUCAGAGGUCAUGUUAAUAAAGCUUAGGCCCAAGGCAUCCCUGGUUUCCUGGGAAGGGGUUAAAAGCUCAGUAAGUAGAACUUUUAAAGAACAAAACCACAUCUUCUGUAGCACCACCAGUGAGGUCACCUCUGGAAUUGUUCCUGGAGGUCAGGCUGCCGUGGCAGCUGCGCUCACUGGUCGCAGAGAAUGAGGUUCAGCGGGUGGGGGGGCUCUCUGGCUUGCCUCCGCCUCAGUGUUCAGGGGUUCUCCACCCCAUCCAAGGAUGUGGGAGGGGAGUGUAACCCCCACAGAUGCAGGGCGGGUCACCACCUCCUGUAGUCAUUUUCCCUUAAAUCUCCAGGGUUCUUCAUUCUGCUUUCUUUUGUAAGAAUUAACUCUUAGUAGAUUUUUUUCCCCCUCAUGGGUUCCUACAUGGAUAGAGUGACGUUUGGACAGUUUCAAAUCUUGAUGCCCAUGUAACAGGGAGCUUCACAGACUCCUGUGGCCCCCACUACCUCAGUGUCCCCUGGUGGAAUUCUACAAGAGCCAGAAUGAAGACGGUGAAGUUCAGAAUCUCGAUAUUCAUAUUGAAUCGUUUUGCUGUUGCUCUUUGAAGAUAAGUGAGCUAGUUUUUCUUCCUGGAAUCUCAUAGGAUUAUCAAAGGGCCAGGAAAAUUCAUUUAGUUAUUCAGUCACUCAGGAAAUGUUCACUGAGCAUCUACUUAGAACUCCCCACUACAGGGUAUUUUGUCUUGGAGACAAAAUACCUUUGGCAUAUAAAUUAUCCUUCAGAAUUUAACUGGUUUUAUAUAUAUACUACAUGCUGAUUGGAUUUGACAUGGUUUCCUGCCUAAAAGGGUUUGUGGAAAACAUAUUUUUUUAUUUGGCAAUAGUACUUCAUUACAAGUGGGUAGAACUGAGCGCCUUGAGAGCUGGGUUGAUAGCAGGUCAGUUUGACUUCUCUGAUAGUUUCCUAAAUGAAUGAGUCGGUGAGUGAAUAAAUGUCUAGAAGUCAGCUGUCAAUUGAUUAGGUGAAUAGUGGGUGGAGUCUCACGGUAUGUAUUUUUCUUUUUUUAAUCUCAUUAAUUCUGAAGCAAGCUGUAAAAUGUGAUUGUUCAUGUAACCCUAUAAAUAUACUUCAGGUAAGAGUUACACUGAUAUAUCUUACUGAUUAAUGCAGUGGACAGGUAUAUAGGAACUUUUUCUCUGUGAAGAAAAGUUAUUAAAAAGUUUGACCCAAUAGGCAUAUAAUGUGCACAUUACUGGCUGACAAUUCUGAAUAGCUUAUUUAGCAGUUCUGUGUUUGUGGCUUAUUUUAAUUUCUCCAAAGUCUUAAGAUUCCUGGGGAUAGAGCAGCCUGCUUUCCUGGUGAAUUUCAAGGGAGUGAAUAGGUGUUUGCUCUUUGAUUUCCAGUGAUCUUUUGACAUGCCCUGACUUGUGUGUAAAACAUUUGUAUUUCUUUUGAGGCAGAAUAGUAGAGUGGGAAGACUGAGAGCUGUCAAGAAGCCAGAGUUCUAAUCCCAUUUCUGUCAUGAUUAGCUGGAGCAAAUCAGGACCCAUUUUCAAUACCUAUAAAUUGAAAGGACUAGAAAAGGGCCUUUCAAUUCUGACAUUCUGGGAUAAAUUUGACUGGAAUAACUGAAGUAGACUGCGGUCGGAUUGUGCAGAAAGAUCCUGCCUUAGAGGAAGAUCUGGGUUGAGUCUUUCCUCUGUUGCCUUCUUGCAAGAUUAUGUGAUACUGGGCCAUUCUUCCUGAGGCUCUGUGAAACAAGAAUACUAACUCACACUUCCUGUGAGGAUUAAAUUUGAUAAUGGUUUUUGGAAUGCUUUGUACACGCAAAAGAACUAUAAAUGGCUUUAUUAGCAACAAAGGAGAGUAUUGUAACCUUUUGCCUGUAGGUGAUGACAGAUUCGACCGCGGGUGCCCUUUCCUUCAGUCAAGCACGUUUUACAGGCCUAUAGAGGUUUUCCUCCUAUCCUGUCCCAAGACUGUUAUUUUCUUUUUUCAUCUCUUCUGUACCAGAGCUGCAAUCUUACUUCUCUUAUAUGCUGCCACUCACCUGCACUCCAGUGAUUUCUCAUUUCCACCUCUAUAUUAUUUGAAGUAAAUGAAUGAAUGACUGACUGGUAGUGGAUGAUAGGCUAUGAAACUCAUAUUAAAAGGCACUAUCUCAUUGAAAACAUAACCUAAAUAAAGAAUUACAAUGAUGUUUGCAA
Odocoileus virginianus texanus is the source of this 5246-nucleotide messenger RNA. Lineage: Eukaryota; Metazoa; Chordata; Mammalia; Artiodactyla; Cervidae. The record is from RefSeq and is a predicted model, not a curated record.